GCAGUAGCAGUAGCAGCAGCAGUAGCAGCAGCAGCAGCAGCAGCCUGGACAGACGCUGUUCUGCCAGUCGCCCUCCUCAGGUGGUCGCCGGAGCAGAUACCACGCCAUGUUUGCGUUUUUGGUACUGCUGUGUCAACUACACGUGAUGAUGUUUGCAUUUCCUCACUGCACAGGGAGAUUAAACAACUUGAAACAACCUGAAUGGAAAGAUGUGUUUGCAUCAGAAAAGGAGGCCAAUUUAUUCAUUGGACGACAUCUUCUGAAUAACAGAUUUGAUUUUGAAGCAUUCACAGCAGAUAACCUGGAAAGAGAAUGCUUUGAAGAGCUGUGCAAUUAUGAAGAAGCGAGAGAAAUUUUUGAAGACCCUGAUAAAACGAUGGACUUUUGGAAAGACUAUUCAACUAAAGGCCCCAAAAUAAAAAUAGGUGAUGAGACACUACAGAAGAUUAAUGUUACAGGACUUCUCAUCAGUCUAGUUGCUGCUGGAGUACUGUUAGUUAUAAUUGUACUGCUUAUCUUCUACUGCUGCAAAAGCAGAUGCAAAUCAAGGCAACCACCAGGGUACUUGGAUUAUGCAAGAAACAGAAGACGUAAUUCAUCUAGCAUCUUCAGAAGGCAUGAAGAAUUGUCUUUAAACCCACUUCCUCUCAGAACUGAUGAUUCAGGACUACCAACUUACGAGCAGGCAGUUACUUCAGAUGGACAACACAACGUGCCACCACCCCCUUAUCCAGGGCCCCCAAAAGGGGCACGGAUGUUUAAGAAGUCUAUGUCGUUUCCUGCCCCUUAGUCACGAACCUCCUUUUGGGGUGAGGGGGGAUUACGGAAACACAACAUACUUUUUUAAGAAAGUGUGUGCUACCUUGCAUAUUGCAAGACAGUUUACAAAAAUGUGAAAGAUCUUUAGCACAAUCAGGAACAAGUGAAGGUCCCAUUUGGGAAAAGAGGUGAUCUGUUGCAAAGUCCACAGGACUAUUCUUUGCACAAGGUUAUUGCGCUAAGAGGAGGGAACACAUGAAGAGUAACUCUUGUACUGCCACCCUCUUCCAUAUGCACUUUGAGCCAUCCCAUGAUGUUUCAUUAAUAGUUCAUCUUUUUGUUUUUUCUUCAGAAGGAACAGUAUUUGAAUUGGUUUUAUUGACACAACCUUUUUUUUGCGACUAUUAAUACUUUAAACCACCGUAAGACAUCUAGUUUGUCAUUUGAUAUAUUUACUUCAUUGCUGUGUGAAUUUUCUAGUCAUUCUAGUAAUAGAUUUGAGUAUGAAAGUUAUUUCAUGAUUUGAUCUUUCAAAUGUAUAUCUGUUACUGCUUCUGCAUUACACUGGUUUGUUUUAGACAUUGCUGGUUAACACACUACUCAAUUUGUUGCAUUUUUGUGAUUAUAAUUUUGGAUGAAAAUGAACCAUUAAUUGCAUGGCACAUUACCCAUUCAGACAAAGUAUACUUUUGUCAGACGGUUUUGAUGUUCAGCACUAAAUACUAAGUUGAAGUGAAUAAAGAGAGUACUAUGGGUCAGGGGAUGUUAAGCAAAUACAGAUUUGUCCCUUGUUAAAAAAGUAGCCAGGUUUCAUAGAUACUGUUUCUCUUGCAGUUUAAAAAUUUAAAUGUUGAAAAAGACAUUUAACUUGUGGAAUCAAAGGCUAAACUACCCCACAGAAGCACUCUGCGUAAGUAUAUAUUGCCCUGCUGGCACGACAAAAUGAUAUCUUUAAGUAGACUGAAACAUCAUAUUAGAUAAAUAACCAGCAUCCACAGCGCAACAGUCAAGAAUUUCAUGGACUUGCUGGUUAACUCCAUCAACACAACUUCUGUAUCUCCAGUUGUAGCCACCCUUAAUUUUACAUCUUAUUAAAAUAUCAAUCCACAGCAUUAUAUGGCCUACAGCUCUAGCUGAGCAAGUCACAGACCAACAUUGCUGUCCCUUUACCUCCUAGUCAAAUAGCACUGUAGUGAAAAAGGCUUCCUGUAGCCACAGGAAGCUGGAUUAGAGAGGCUCACAGGCAACAUGUUGGGCUGGUGUUUUCUUGUAUUACAGUAAUCUUAGAGUUGGACACAUGCAAUGAAGUUUUUUUAAAAAACAACAAAUUCUACCCCCCUCCCCCCCAUUUGACCAGUGCUGACAACUGCAAAUGGUAUUUUAAUUUGGUGCCUACAAUGCACUUUAUAAUAUAAAGGUUGACUAUUUAUAUGUAACAUUUCACUGAAUUUUAUGGUUUUUAACAUGGUAGAACCUACAGAGCUAUUGAGUGAGAUGCAGAGGAUUGCUAUGAGAUUUUUAAUACGUAGAUGCUUUUGUGAAGAAGAAGAUGCUCCAACUGUUGGAAUAUAAAGAGGGUACAUUAAAAAUGCUACACAAGGAGGUCUUGCCCUUUGAAAAAUACAUACAACCCAGCUGGUAUCAGUGAACAUAGGACUCUUCUUAUUUGUAAAGCCUGAGUAUCAGAUUUGGCUUUUGACAAGUCACAAACCUCUUUGCAGCUUCUUUCUUCUUGAGAGAUGGGGGAAUCCCCUUGUUGGGAUAGCUUCAAUUCACUGUGGUCCUACUUGUAAAAGCAUUUUGAAGUUCUUAGAGGUUAAUAUUCUGUAAGACUGAAAUUAGCAAAUUGUGAGAGAUCAUCUUUGAUAACCAAAAUACAGAGUUAUGAUGAAGCUAUGGAAUUAUAAGCUUGCAAAAACAUUUCUCCCAUAUUUCCAUUUAGCUAACAAUUUUUAAAUUUGUUAAUGUGCAUCUUGAGCUGUAGAGCACGCUUUUCUCUAGAUUUUUCCUGGGACUCAAAAAUGACUAAUUUAAUGGGACUGAUAGGGGCACUUUUAAGGAGAAGGAUUUCACAGGACUUGUGAGAGUUCAGAGAUUCUUUAGCGUUACUACAGUGAUGUAUGCAUCUCGCAAAGUCACGUUUUAAAUAAACUACAGAAAUUGUACAGAAACCUAUUUAAUCACUUGAAAUUUGAUUAUUCUACUAUUCCUACAAAUCAUUUGCAAAUGAUUCCACACAAAGCAAGCAAAAAUCUUGACCUUCAUAAUUAACAUAAAAAACUUAUGAUGGUGUAACUGUUAAACAUCAAUGCUGUAAGCUUUUGGGGCAGUAAACUCCACCUUCUGCAGGGUAUAACACUUCAAAUGUAGUCAAAGAAUCUUGUUUGGCUUGUGUUUGGUUUUCUUCUUUCAUACAUUGACUCCUGGCCCAAGACACUUACCUUGAUUCUCGUCACUUUUUGGAACUCCUGAUUCAUUGGGGUUAGAGGAAAAAAAUCAACAAGAGGUUGACUAUGGUGACUUGUGAAUUCAGAAGUGUCGCCACAUUUCUAAGUUUUACAUGUGGUCUCCUUUGAAAAUGCAGUUGCUAUUAGAAUAUAGAAAACAGCAAAUAUAAGUGUCCUGAGGUGGGAGGAGGAGGUAGUUUUUGAGCAAAGCUGCAGCAAGUUUAAUCUAAUUUGUGUACAGAUGUAAAUCAUCAGUGUUUUGACUUCCAGACAUUCUUUCAAGGGCCAGUAGGAAAGGCAGUGGAUUUUAAGUGAAUUAACAGAGAUCUACUACGACAGUUGAAAACAGAAGUGUCUAAACAAAACACUAGGAAAAAUUACAUAGUACUUAAAUUGUGUUUCUCUUAGAACAGGUUUAAACAUGUCAUACUACAUGCAGCUAGCCAUCACCUUGAACAAUUUUCCAAAAGCAUUCUGUGUUGCCCUUUCAGCACCAAACAAGCUUACAGCAUGCAACUUCUUAUAAAUUGGGACAGAUUAUUAGUUAGAGCAAAUAACAGGGUCAGAAAAGUAGCCUCUGUCAACUGAAAAAUAAAUCACUUAAUCUGUUUUUUUGCUUCAGUGAAACAAGCAAGCCUACUAUUUGAUUUAUCAAAUCCUCUAAUUAAUAGUAGUAUAAGGAGUAUGUAUGUCUAUUUUUGGGGGUUUUUUUGUGUGAAUUCAUUAGAAGAGCAAAACCAAAGUACCAAAUGAAAGCACAUUUCCUCACCACAGUUCAUGGAAACGUGAGUCAUGAAGCAUUUGAUUCAGCUGCUAUCAAAGUCUAUGGCAAGCUUUCUAUUGGCUUUAGCUGAACUGGGAUUGGAGCCAAAAAUUAAAUAACUGAUCACUUCAGGUAAUAAAAAGUAUAAUGCUCUGCCAAAUUAUUUACCACAAUGCUGUUGCCAAACCUGAUUUAGAGUAUUCUAUUGUUUUAAUAAUGCCUACUUACAUUAGCUAGAAUGUUUGAGGCUCAUCUACCCUUAAAAAGAGUACUUGAAAUUUGGAAAGCACAGGAAAAUCCCUUAUCUUUCCUCAGAUUACCAGCUGUGAAUAAGCUGCAUUAAUUACCUGUAGGAGGUUAUUAGCAACACUGUUUGAUUACUUUGAUCAACAGUACAAGUUCAUUUAAAACUUUUUUUAAAAAAAGAAACACAACAGCACUAAAACCACCACCUUUCUAUCCAGUCUCAUCUGCCAACACAACUUUUAUUGCUGCUGUCCUCACUUGUUCUAUGUGCUGUAGAGAACAGGUAGGAAACCCCAGGUUUAAAAGCCAUUUUUCAAAUACUUCCAAGCUUCCCCUUUCUACACUGUAAAUGUCUUUCAAUUAAUUCCUAGCAUAUGCAAAGUUACCACUAUUAUAAUUUUCACAAUCAAGAACUUGUAUGUAUUUUCCUCUCAAAAAAUUUAAGCACAUUUUCUCAAAUACCCUGCUUUUUAUUCAGGUGGUAACUUCUGACUGUUUCCAGUUAUUUUUGACCUGUGUAAACAGUUCUUGUUACUUAAUCUUAUGAACAUAUUUCCUUCUACUCAUCUGACAAAGCCUUUUGAAUGCAUUUGUCACUGGUUAUAUUUUAACUGUAACUUUGAUGUUCAGUGCUGUCAUUUUCUUGGGGGAGACAUAGCAAUAUUUUAAACUCUGCUAGCCUCUACAUUAUUUUGUAAAACAAUUUCCAAAUAAACAUUUAUGCUGGUUCAUCAUAGCAAAAGAGAAAA
Grus americana (Whooping crane) is the source of this 4964-nucleotide messenger RNA. It is a transcript of the gene PRRG4, whose product is annotated as proline rich and Gla domain 4. The transcript has 6 exons. The coding region runs from base 107 to 790 and encodes 227 amino acids. Gene Ontology annotation, cellular component: extracellular region. Gene Ontology annotation, molecular function: calcium ion binding. Lineage: Eukaryota; Metazoa; Chordata; Aves; Gruiformes; Gruidae. The record is from RefSeq and is a predicted model, not a curated record.